CUUGUAUCCUCCUCCCCAACUAACUCGGCGCUCGCCGUCUCCUUCCUCCCUCCUCAAAACCCUAAUUCCGACCGAUCCCCAUCCCCAUCCCCAUCCCCCCCACCAGAAUUCCCCCCCUCCCUGCACAAGCGGAGUUAUGCGGGAUUGAUCCCUCGGCGCUGGGAGAUCCCACCACCAACCUCCGAAUCCGAUCCGUCUCGUCCCGAUGACCCAGUCGCCGCCGCCGGACUCCGCCGCCGCGGUGCCCCUCGCCCCGGGCUUCCGCUUCCACCCCACCGACGAGGAGCUCGUCUCCUACUACCUCCGCCGCCGCAUCCAGGGCCGCCGCCUCCGGAUCGACGCCAUCGCCGAGGUCGACCUCUACCGCCUCGAGCCAUGGGACCUCCCCUCCCUCUCCCGCAUCCGGAGCCGCGACGCGCAGUGGUACUUCUUCGCGCGCCUCGACCGCAAGGUCACCGGCGCCGGCGCCGGGGGCAGGGGCGGCCCCGGGAACAGGACCAACCGCGCGACGCCACGUGGCUACUGGAAGACCACGGGGAAGGACCGCGACGUCCACCACCGCGGGAAGCUAGUCGGGAUGAAGAAGACGCUCGUCUUCCACUCCGGGAGGGCGCCCAAGGGCCAGAGGACCAACUGGGUCAUGCACGAGUACCGCCUCAUCGACGCCGACGGCGGCGUCCCCCAGGAUCUGUAUGUGGUGUGCAGAAUCUUCCAGAAAACUGGAUCUGGGCCACAGAAUGGAGCACAGUAUGGUGCCCCGUACUUGGAGGAAGAUUGGGAAGAGGAGGACGAUGCAAUUGAGAAUGCACCUGCCAGUGGCACAUCCACAGAAAUUGCUGCAGCCGCAGAUAUUGCAGACGAGGAGUCAAAUGAGGAAGACGGCAAUUUCUCAUUUAAAACUAAUAAUGAGCCUUUGCACACCCAAGAAUGCCCGCCAGAGAUCGCUCCUUUGAAAGCUCAAGAUUCAAAAGAGACAAAUGGUGGUGGUAACAGCUGUGAUGUUUUCUCUCUAGACGAGAUCUUGCAGGAACCUGAAAAUGUCUGCAAAAAUGAAGAGCAAAAUGCCAUUGAUGAUAACUUCACUAUCGCAGAGUUGGGAUACCCUAGGCAAGAUGAUGGUUAUGUAGGCGAGAAUGGUCCUGUGAAUUGGAUUGGCCCUUCAAAUGGUGAUACUGCAAACUGGCCUUUGAGAGCAUAUAGUACUCAGAACCAUGUCAAUGGGACACUUAGUGCUGAUGGUUUCUUUGACACGGGGAAUGACACCAUAUCAUAUUCAGGACAGCAACAAAUUUGUCCUUCAGAUAACCAGAACCUGUAUUUGCAAGAUGAUGGCUUGGGAACUUCUCAUCAAGUGGACGAUAACAUGCCAUUUUAUGAUGCAUCAUCUAAUCACAAAUGGGUAGAUGGAAAGGAUGAUUAUGUGAAUUUGAAUGACCUUCUCUACCCGCCAGUAGAAAAUCAGUCACUCUUUGAUAUUGGGGAUGAUCUGAUGGCUUAUUUUGAUGCCACAGAGGAUGAUUUCAAGUUUGAUAUUAUGGGCACAGAAGGUUCUAGUUCUCAACUUCCAGACAUGUCGAACGACUUUGUCCAAAGGGAUGAUAACAACAAUAAGUUUACAUUGGAUGGGAUCCCUGAUACUAUUUAUGGUGCUUCUUCAUCUGGAUCCCAUGGGAAGUAUACAGACACUGCAGUACCAGAUAUGCCGAUGGAUGACACUGUUGACAAAGGUUUUGGAAAGCGCCUUGCGAGCAUGCUGGGUUCCAUUCCAGCCCCACCUGCAAUGGCUUCAGAGCUCCCACCAAGCACAGGAAAAUCUGUUGGCCCACUUAGUGCAGUCAACCCGAAUAGCUCAAUCCGUGUCACUGCUGGCAUUAUCCAGCUCGGUAGUCUCACUUUUACUGGUAGCACCGAGCGCUUGCAGAAGAAUGGAGAUUUCAAUUUGGUGCUCUCGUUCACUGUCGAGGGCGAUGUCUCAACAAAGUCCAUCGAUUUUGAGCCAGAUAGGCAGAUGAGUACCACGCCAAUGGUGUUCCGCAGUGGAAUGUAUCUUUUCUUUGUUUCGGCAAUGAUUCUCAUGUUGAGCUACAAAGUUGGGCUGUGCAUCUACAGCAGGUAAGUUGGUUUUUGUUGCCCCCUGGCUCUGUUAAACUGAAGGAAUCAUAGAGAGUUCCCUCGACUUGGAGGGAACUGCGAUUUGGACAGUUGGUUCUUUACAUUAUUAGCUGGUAUACCGUUCUGACUUUGUCGAAAGAUACAUAGCAAUAAACUCUUGGAGAAACUAGUGACACGAAUUUGGUGCUGAAACUCUCUUGUGGCAUGUACUGUAUAUUUUCUUUAUUUAUUUCACCCAACUCUGGGAGGGUGUAAUUCUGACCCGAUCGAUGUAAGCAUGAUCUGAACCCGAAUGCGCGCUCUCCAUUUUACAUAUCCAAAGGACCGAGAGGCUCUGUUUGCAGUUGAAGUUGAUCGAUUUUCUCA
Molecule: messenger RNA, 2478 nt
Organism: Oryza brachyantha (malo sina)
Lineage: Eukaryota; Viridiplantae; Streptophyta; Magnoliopsida; Poales; Poaceae
Product: NAC domain-containing protein 53
Exons: 5
Coding region: 206-2116 (636 amino acids)
Biological process (GO): regulation of DNA-templated transcription
Molecular function (GO): DNA binding
Source: RefSeq, a predicted model, not a curated record